AUGGAUAAAAAUGAAGAGAUUUGCAUGUUGAUUGCUGUCUAUUUGGAUCGGGUAACAUUUCCAUCGAUGGCUUUGGAUGAUCGUUUAACAGUUAGAAGCCAAUUAGUCGAAUUUGAACAAAAUGAAAACGAAGGAUUUCAAGAUUUUUUAGUGUCAUCAAUAGUUGCAUCAUCACGUGCCGAUAUACCAAUACGCACAACACUUUGUUCGGACAAUGUUAAUAAAAUUUUCAAGGUUUAUUACGAGAAAUUAUUAAAACAACUUAAAUUGGCUCCGGCAUAUCCAAGAGGCAGCAUCAAAGAAAAAUUUAUUGAAAUGACAAAAAAAUAUAAACUUAAUUACAAUUGUAUUAUUAUGGUGGGUAUCAGAUGUGCUGUUUUCUCAUUGGAAAAAUUUAGUAUCGGUAGCAAACGAGUAUCGCAGUUUAAAUGCUUAUCUGGAAGUGGUUCCGGACGAAGACCAACAUUGUCAAGUGUUUUGAGUGAUCUAUCCGGUACUGUUUAUGACUUUGAUGUGGUGGAAGAGAAUAAUGAAAAGAGAUGA
Didymodactylos carnosus is the source of this 543-nucleotide messenger RNA. The record is from the annotation of a GenBank genome assembly. Lineage: Eukaryota; Metazoa; Rotifera; Eurotatoria; Philodinida; Philodinidae.